Messenger RNA from Rotaria socialis, 1395 nucleotides. The record is from the annotation of a GenBank genome assembly. Lineage: Eukaryota; Metazoa; Rotifera; Eurotatoria; Philodinida; Philodinidae.
AUGCGAUGGAUGCGUGAUCCUAUUACAGGUCUCAAACCAAAAUUAGCUCAUCUAUUCUGCUAUUUACCAUUCGCAGCUGGGCCACGUAACUGUAUUGGACAAAAUUUUGCGUUGCUCGAAGCUAAAGUGAUGUUAGCGAUGCUAAUAAAACGAUGUACCUUUGAACUUGUACCCGGUCAAAAAGUGACACCCGAUGUUCGCAUCACUAUGGGACCCAAUGAUGGUCAUCCUACCGAUGGUCUUGCUCGUACGUUUCGAGAAACCUUUGAUUCACCUCCGCUCAACACUACUAUUUGGAAUUAUGGAUAUCCAUGGGGUUCCUACUCAAACCAUCGAGCCAACACCAUUCCUCGUCAAGUCAAAGUUACGCCAGAUGGUCUACUGAAUAUUACUGCUAUACCCGAACGAUCAAUCAAUCUCGGCAUAUCCACUGAAUUCGGCCCAAUUGACAUAGACUUCACUUCGGGUGCACUGAAUACAAACGGAAAAUUUUGUAUAAAAAACGGCUAUGUUGAAGUACAGUUGCGAGCACCCGACCUGCAAAGUACUUGGCCAUCGGUAUUCCUUGUGGCACAAGAUCAGAACACAGUACCAAUGAUCACAGUAAUGGAAGUAGUUGAUGCGCGAUCACGUUAUAACUAUGGAUUCAAAUAUACGAAUGAUCAAGGUGGUGUAGAAGAGGUAAGUGAAAGAGCAGAAAAUAGACCAACAAGCAAUGGUUUACAUCGAUUUGGAGUGGAUUGGGGUUAUGAUCAAAUGACAUGGUACUAUGACGAUGGAUGGGUGAAAACAAUUAUCAAAUCGAAAGAAUUACGACAAGUUGAUAAUAUGUGUUUGGUAAUUGGAUUGGGCGUAGGUGGCAAAUCAAAAGAAACUCCUGUCAAUCCACGAGCGUAUCCUUCGAUUAUGAGCAUCGAUUGGAUUGACAUGUGGCAACCAAAGUACGAUGGUUUUUAUAAAAUUCAGAAUGUUCAAACGGGUCUCUUGAUGGAGAUCGACAGUGCAUCCAAUGCUCCUGGAGCACGAAUUUUACAGUGGUAUGACAUUGAUGGAGACUGGCAAAAAUGGCAUGUUCAAUAUGCGGGUCACGGGCAAUAUCGCAUAAUAGUAGCUCAUAGUCGUCAAGCACUAGACGCUAACUACUGGCCUAUUGAUGGAACUCUCUUGAUUCAACGACCCUAUAAUUCUGGCAAUAGUCAGCUGUGGAAAAUAAAUGAAGCAGUAGGUGAAACUCCUGAUGUAGUGCAACUCGUCAGUGUUCAGUCAUUUAAUGUACCAGGUAGUAGCGGCAGGUUAGUAUCAGUUCCUGCAAAUUCAAUCAAUGCCGGUGUGCAGUUACAAUUGUGGCAAGAUGUAAAAACUCCUAAUCAAAAAUGGAAAAUGAUUCGACUUUGA